AUGGGCGGCGCUGGCGACGAGGGGAGGCGGGCGCGGCCGCCGACGUCCCUAACAUGGGACAGGGCGACAGAGGCCACGAUCAAUAUCAAGGGGCUCACUCGGGAGGGCUACGCGGUAUACCAGCUAGCGAACCAAGACUUGGGGCGCUCGUUGCACUGGCUCCAGGACCAUUGGCUGGCCGAGCUCGGCGUGAAAAACUACGGAGCAUUCCACAAGUCUGAAAGGCGCAAGGGUUUGUUCCAGCACCUUAGCCACGCGCACGCUCUGGAUGCUGGCUCGCACGACCUCGGCGGCAGCGGUGGUGUCACUAGCGUAUCGGUGAGGACCGACUUGAUGCUGCCGUGGCUGCUGUACAAGUUCGUUCACAGUUCCGAUGACAGUGGGCGGUCCCCCAUUUCGAGCACCAUCGGCGCGUGGUUGCAGAUUUCGGUUGACGGGCUGAGCCGCGUUCCCGCGGGAGGUGCAUGCGCAGUUGAGGCGCACUCCGAAGGCAGGUUGACUUCCGAUUGCUUGACGCUGGACUUCGCCACUGGAGCAGUCGCAGGCUGGGGCGAGGCCGUUGCUGGCCCGCGCUUGUGCGAUGGCUGGGCUGCAUUCUUGGCGGGCGCGGGGAAGUUGAGCCACCUCCGCGCCCGAGGGGAUGCGCAUUCUGUCGUGUCGGUUCUGUUGUUCGCACUAUCGAAUAUGGCUUCGCGGGUUGGUGAACCUCGCCAGCGUUUUCAUCCAGGUGCUCAGGCUGUGCUUGCGUUUUGCUGCAAGGCGCUCGCCAUGGGCAUGGAGGCCUACAUCCUCUUCCACCACUUCCCGUUGCAGGACCCAGCCGUGCCAGACCGACUGGAGGAGCUGAGGUGCAUAGAACACCGUCGACGCCUCGACCCCCAAGCAAUCGUCGCCGCGAUGCGGAAGGCAAGGGAGGUCGCUGGCUCGUCCUAUCAGACCGUGACAGCGGUGACCGGAUCCAAGGAUUUGGACAGCAAGAUCAGCUACACGAUGGCGAGGAUGCACAGAGACAUGAUGAAGAAUGCGUUCCGUGGCGCGGCUUCUUUGGCGAUGGCGUGGGACCCAGGCGGGUAUUCGAGGCGGAGCUACAACGUCGGCUUGGUCGCCCAAACCGCGGCCUCUGGUGACCCCAUCGCAGGCCCAUCUCGCGUCGCGGUUGCCGCAGAUUUUGCCUUCAAGACGAUUCGCAAGAAAGUCGACUUGCAGUUCAUAGCUGACGACCCUGAGCUUAACGAGGCGUGGGCCUCGGACAAGAUGGACAAGGAGGCGGCAUUCUUGAACAUGAUCGUUGUACUCACUGAGCUCGCCCAGUUGACCGAUCGGCCGCUGACUGAUUUCUGCCUCGCACCAGGCCUGAACUUACGUCCUGUGCAGAAUGAGGAGAAACGACUUCUACUUGAGGGAGUGUAUGUCCUUUUCAAUGAGAGCCGGGUCGAGGCUUCAGUAGAGAUGCCACCUGAGUUCUGGACCUUCGAGUUCCCGAUUGUAUCGCACACGACAGAUCGCAGCUCCAUCAACUCAUCAUUAUUGCAUUUCUUGAUAGCGCAGAAAUACUUGUAUGUUCCCUGGUUCGACCCCAUGCAUGCUUUGUGGAAUUCUCUCAAGAACAGCGCUAAGCGCGUCGGGCCAUGGUCUGGGAGGAAGAAGGGAUACAUGUGGAAGAAGGUGUUGGAGUUUGUCACGAUCUGCAACAUGAACUCAGGACCGCAUCGAUCGGGCCAGUGGUUCGACCUUAAGAAGGACACUGGGAAUGGUAUGUGCAGCUGGGAUGUCGGGACGUUUGCUCGCCUGCAGGAUGCCUGUCGUCGAUGGUGCCAGAUCUACAACGAGGCCUCGCCAGAGUUCUUGGAGGUUGCACAUAAGUUCGGCGCUGCCAUUGGCGUCGACGCUGCGUCUAAGUCAGGCAUCGAAGAGAUCUCCGGCAAGAUGGGCACGAGUCGAGGGGCCACGGACGGAGACGUGCAGCGGGAGAUUUCGAAGCAGGCGGGCACGAUCAAGAAGGCGUUCUCUUUCAUCAGCGAUGACAUGUACAGUGCGCUUUCAGUUUUUUGCGCAUCAUCUCGUGCGCAGCGGCGCCAAUAUGGCCACAGGGCGAGCGAGAUCACGACCAUUGCCCCAGGGAGAGACUACGACUACAAACUUCAGGCUGGCGCCUGGAAGGCGGAGUUCAUACAGACCGUCAUCACGUGCAUGAACGACGUGGCGAUGAUCGGCGAGAUGGGUUUGAAAGCGACCGACGACCCAGAUGGCAAACGCGGCGCCGAGGCAUUUGAGUUCAUGGUGAGGGUUUUGAAGGAGAGGUACGAUUCCAUCGCGCCAGAGCUCUUCGGCUAUCCAGGGAAGUUUCGGCUGGCACUCGGUCGGAGCUUGAGCCCCCAGGAUCGGCUGAGACUGAGGAGAGAUAUCAUAAACUUCGAUUGGAAGCUCAUCCUGGAGGUGGAGAAGGCGUCCUUGUCCAGAGCAGACGCGAAGCAAGUACUGGGUGAUAUAUUCUGGGCGAGAUGGCCGAUCAAUCGAUUAACGUUUGGGCAGAAUGAGAGAGAAUUGGAAGCCGCACUCGACAUCACCGAUGGUUUCAUUCGAACCGCCACUGCCGCCACCGAGCACUGGCCAGAUUCCAAGGGGCCAGAAGACGUGCACCAGCACAUUCGAGACGAAGGUCGGGCCAAGCGGAACACGACCAUUGCUCCGAAUCGUUUGUACAGGGCGCAGCAGGAGUGCAACAUUGCUGGCUCGCGCGGCAUGAAGACCUUUCACGUGAGCGACGAGGAGGUGUCCCAUAACAUUUACCAUCGUGACAAUCAGGAGUCCAUCGCCGCCGAGUUCAGAGGCGACCCGAGUCUGAUGCCACCUGCACUCCGACGAAUACUCGACAGAGGCUACGAGUACAGCUCGCCGAGUGGGCAGUCGUAUGCAAAGGCGCAGUCAGCGUGGGCAUGGCUUCAAGCAUGGGCGAACAUGGGAAGCGAACGGCCAAACCUUCUGAGCUCAUGGCAUGGCAGGAUGGUCCCAGAACUUUCUAUAUUGUUGCAUCCAGCCUCUGGUUCGGCAAUGGUGGUCGUUAGCCAGCAGUUGUGGAGCCUAUUCGUGUGCGACCUCGACCGUGGUCGUAAAGGCGACGUAAGCUAUUUCAGGAUGCGGUCUGGCGCAGGCGCGUUCCACGACUACUUCGUGACCGACCCGACGAGCUACAAGGUAGUGAACAUAUCCAAGGUAAUGUUCCUCGCUGGCGUUGGCAAGGUGCUCUUGGUGUCGGAGGAGCCCAUGACGCCGCUGGCGGCGUCGCUGCUUGCAGGCAUACCCCUGGCACUGGACCACAUGAACAACAUCGCGGCCUUGAUGGGUCUAGACCUCGGUGAGUCUGCCAAGACGUCGGCGGGGGCCGCUCGCGAAAAGCUGACUGAGUUGACGUUCGCUGGGUUCCCAGACCUCAUCGCGAAGUGCACUGCCGCCCUCCACGCGCACGGCGAGAACGAUCUCGGCGCGGAGGAGCUCGGAGAGGACUUCAUCAGCAUGCUCGAUGAGAUCUUAGCCCACGACGCCCAGAACUGCAGCGAGAUCCAGGCGUUCCGCACUGUGCUGAAGCAACAGAGGGUGAAGCGCAUGGUCGAGAAGAGGAACGCCAGGCGAGAUGCCAAGAAGGCCGCCGCGAUCGAGAAGGGCAAGAAGAAGCUCGCCAAGGGCAAGCUUGCCUCGGGGGUCGGCGCAAAGCUGGCGGCCGCCAAAGCCUUGGCAGAUGGCGACCCCGAGCAACCUGAUGGCGGUCCAGCUGGGGGUGCCGUCGGAGGAUUUCCAGGAUGCCCCACAGGCGCUGGCGGCGCCGAGGCAUGCGCCGCCUCAGGUGGCUGUGGCGGCGGCAGCGGCGGCGCGCCAGGCCCAAUGCCGCUCCCGCAUGCGCCACCUGGCGGUCAUGGCGCUGGCGCCGCUGGCAUCGCCGCGGGCAGCGGUGAGGCCCCGCCCCUGCCGCCCCCUCACAAGAAGCCGAAGAUUGGCAAGGCGGACGGCGGCGCCCCGAUCGCACACGGUUCGAAAUUGCCGCGUUCAGAGCCAUUCGGGCCGUGGCAGAUCGCAGAGGUCUACACUGGUGGUGUGUGCGUCGGAUGGGAGGCGCGCUGCCUUGACCAUACCGACCCCGCAACGCCGCACCAGUUGUGUGUGAAGCAUUGCACCAUGGGCAAGGGCAAGGACGGCCAGCCUGCCUUGUCUUACGAGACGUGCAGGAGGCGGAUGAAGCAGUGGCUCCUGAUUGGGCGGGGGAUUCCAGAGAACCAGCGAACCCGCCACGUCUACACCGAUGCUCGGACCAAUGACCUGUUGCCCAGCUCCGAGGCUGAGCUCGACGCCGCGGCUGCGGCAGAACUUCGCAAGCGGAAAGCCGCUGCCAAGUGA
This is a messenger RNA of Prorocentrum cordatum, 4389 nucleotides long. Lineage: Eukaryota; Dinophyceae; Prorocentrales; Prorocentraceae. The record is from the annotation of a GenBank genome assembly.